UCAUCUUUAGACAUGAAAAAAUAGAUUUUUGAUCUUCGCUUUUUUAAAACAUGUACUUUUCAGAAGAGUUUAACAUCUCCACUUAGGUGGACAACUGGUUGACCAGUGUGCGGCAGGGUACGGAGUUACACAUCAGUGUCCAAUGUAGUGGUUUAUGUUGAAGUGUACCAUCAAUAGCUGACCACUGUAGUGACACUGUGCCUGAAAGGGUUAAACAGAAAUAUAAAAACGUCAUAAAUUAGCCUUGCAAUCAAUCGGACUAUGUCAAAGUAGCGAUAUAUAACAUGUCCCGAUUCACAAGUGAUGUACCCUAAACAACAACAUGUGUAACAUGUUCCUGUUUUUUUACAACAGUAUUCAUGGAAAACUAGCAACUUCUUUGUCCACAUUUCAUGUUUUCAUGUGCUCUCUUUUUAUAUCAUUUGCAAGUUGUUUGCAUGUUUCCCUCCAUCCUAUAUGUUACUCCAUUUCCUGGAAACAGAUUCAAUUCUGUAAUCUUGAUAAAACAGUAUACUUAUAAUCGUGAUCAAACAUUUAACAGUACAAUAUUAAAAACAUCAACAAAGUCAAAUGCAAGGAAUCUUUCUUUAGCCUUCUGUCUCAGCUGAAAGAAGACAAAGAUGAAGACGAAGCUGACUUUAAAUUGCAGUUGUUUUAUUUGGGUUUUCUCUACUUCAUUCUACUUUUACAGAGUAAUUAUUUAGUGUCUGUGGCUGAACUUCAACACACAAUGGCAGAAAAACCCUUGAUAGACUGGGACAGUGGUCUCUUGGAUUGCUUUGAGGACGCGAGUACUUGCUGCUAUGGUUUUUGGUGCGGCCCCUGCCUCACCCUAACUGUCGCAGGAAGGUUUGGAGAGAACAAUCUUCUCCCUUUAUUUGAUUUAAUGUUUGCUCCUUCAUUCUAUGGGAUCCCUACUUGUCCACCUCCUGCAGUUUUAUCUAUAAGGGCUGCCAUGCGAAACAGAUAUGGCAUCAAGGGCUCUCUCCUUAACGAUAUUGUAAUUUCCAGUUUCUGCGCCACGUGCUCCUGGUGUCAGAUGCAUCGUGAGUUAAAGCAUCGUAAGCAAGCCCCCACUGUCAUCAACAUACAGAAUAACAACAUUGUGAACAUGCAGCCUUUUCCAGUCAUGCAGGCACCCAUGAUGAUGAUGCCUGUACAACCAGUGCCAGCUGCUUAUAUGGCUCAACCAGCAGUCACUGUGAUCACACAGUGACGAAAUCUGAGUUUGUGUUGAUGUUUCUAUCAGUGAUACGAGACAAUGAAGUCAUUUUGAAUUGAGAGUAUCGUUAAAUAUUUCUAUCAGCUUCAA
This is a messenger RNA of Haplochromis burtoni (Burton's mouthbrooder), 1312 nucleotides long. Its product is annotated as cornifelin homolog B. The coding region runs from base 731 to 1216 and encodes 161 amino acids. The transcript has 3 exons. The record is from RefSeq and is a predicted model, not a curated record. Lineage: Eukaryota; Metazoa; Chordata; Actinopteri; Cichliformes; Cichlidae.